AUGGCGGACACACCCACGGCGACAGCGGCGACAGCGGCGACAACGGACGCCGGGCUCACCCUCCGAGAUGACGGCCCUGCCGCACACACCCCGUCGUCCUCCAACAUCUCGCAACCGUCGUCCUCCAACAUCUCGCAACCGUCGCCCUCGAGUGUCCCGUCCAGCAUCUCGGAGAGCAGGAAACGCAGCCUCCCCGCAGCCUCCCCCGACGAAGGCCGCCGCUAUUCGUCUGCAACGGCCGCCAGCCGGCGAAGAAACCACAAAGUCAGCCGUGCGUGCGACUACUGCAAGGCCAAGAAAUUGAAAUGCUCCGGCACCAUCCCCUGCGACGGGUGCACGAGGAAGAGGCUCUCGUGCAUCUACGAUGCUUCCUACCGUCGAGGCAGACCGCCGACGCCUCCUCCGGCACCCGGCCCCCGCCACGAGACGACUGAGACUACGCUGACCCGUUUACUCCCUCCUAUUGAGGCGCACAGGAAACUGCUUCCUACCGAGGCGCCCCUCUUGCUACACCCUUCCCCAGGAGUCACGCUGCCGGGUCUAAGUACAGUCAACGCCGCCCGGCCUAUAGACUCCGAGCUUGCACCCAUCAACAUCACGGACGUUGGAGCAAACGAGAGCGUCCCACCGACGUCGAGGGCGUCGCCAGAAGUCGAGAUGGCCGAGAUCGGAGGGCAGUACGUUGACAACACGUCAAGCCUUACCUUUCUUCACCGGGCCUGGAAACGUCUUUCCUCGCAGAGGUCGGGCGGGAGCGAUGCUCCGGGACACGUCCCCAGCGGCGUCGAGCAGCACCAGAAGCUGACGAGGGCCGGUGACAAGCCGUUUGAAUCCCAUGUUCUCGAUGUCUCGGCUCUCCCGGAUCGAUCCACGGGCCUGGGGAUGCUGCGCUUCUACUUCGACGUCUGCGUCGUGACCUAUCGCUGUCUGCACCAGGGUUAUGUCACCGAGUGGUUCGAGGGGCUGCUUACGAAUGCACAGGUCAACCGGCCCCUGCAUCACGGCAUAGGAUACGCCAAGGCCUCCAUCGUCAUGACCAUUCUGGCCAUCGUCACGCUGCGGCAAAGCAAGGUCCGAGGAGGCACCGGUACUGCCGCGGCGGAGAGCUCUGAUCUCCGGCGCAGCGAUGCUUACUUCUCUCACGCUUCAAGCCUCACAGACAUGGAGGUCGGCCUGCCGAAACUGGAGUCCGCGCAGUCUCGUCUGUUGCAAGCUCUCUACCUCCUCCAGACGUCCCGCAUGAACCAGGCAUGGUACGUCUUUGGGAGCAUCCUCCCCAUCGUCUCGGCGCUGGGCCUGCACCGGAAGUCUGGCCGCAACAGGGGCAGCGGCGACAGGGACUACAUCAUCUCGCAGUGUAGGAAGAGGACUUUCUGGGUGGCCUACACCAUCGACAAAUACCUGUCCGUCGUCUUUGGCCGUCCUAGGAUGUACCACGACGACAACAUCGACCAGGAUUUCCCGGACCGCGUCAACGACGAAGACAUGACGCCCCAAGGGAAGUCGAGGGAUGAGCCCGAGAUGGACUGCCACGUCGAGAGCCUCAUCUUCCACGCGAAGCUAGCCCAGCUCAUCGACGGCAUCUCGAGAGAGGUCUACUCGAUCAAGCACAUACCCAAGCACGACCGCCUCAUGGCAGCCCACCGGUACGGCCAGGCUCUUCACCAGUGGCGCGAGUCGCUCCCCCAUCACCUGGGCACCGUCCGGCCCAUGUCCUUAAUCCCUUCGUUCCGACGUCAGAACACGGCCCUCAAGCUUGCGUAUUGCCAUGCCAUCAUGCACGCCAACCGUCCCUUUCUCCUCGGUACCGGGGCGUCUAACAAGAGCGGCCGGCGUUCCGCCCUGGACGACAGCGUCGACGAGUGCAUCAACGCCGCCAAGGCCGCGCUCGAGACGGUCGACGGCAUGGCCAGCGACGGCACGCUGUUCCACGCCUUUUGGUGGACGCCGUACGUGACCUUUUGUGCGCUGGCGGUUGUGUACGUGUGGGAGAUCCAGAGGGGCAGAGAUGACGGCGAGGAGGGGCUCUUUGAACUCGCCGAACGCUGCCAGAACCACCUGGCGGACGCCACCGCCGCCGAGAGCCCGGGUCGCAGGUACAGCGUCAUCCUCGAAGAGCUUCGACAGGAGGCCAGGUACCAUUCUGCCGGGCCCUCGGGUCGCGACCAGAGGCCCGCGACCGAGCCGGCCGAGCGCCGCGGAGGCGCCGAGCCGACGCGGCUGGACGACGCCCCGAGACCCCCGGCGCCGCCGGCAGAUAUGGGCGAGGUGUUCCAGCAGCCGGGCUUCGAGGGCAUGACGAGCCUCUUCAGCAGCUGGGAGACCACGGACUGGCUGGAUCUCGACUCUUCGGUACACCAAUUCCUCCAAAGGAUCUAA
Colletotrichum destructivum is the source of this 2379-nucleotide messenger RNA. RefSeq lists its product as uncharacterized. Gene Ontology annotation, cellular component: nucleus. The transcript is spliced from 2 exons. The record is from RefSeq and is a predicted model, not a curated record. Lineage: Eukaryota; Fungi; Ascomycota; Sordariomycetes; Glomerellales; Glomerellaceae. Gene Ontology annotation, molecular function: sequence-specific DNA binding; zinc ion binding; DNA-binding transcription factor activity, RNA polymerase II-specific. Bases 1 to 2379 code for a protein of 792 amino acids. Gene Ontology annotation, biological process: positive regulation of transcription by RNA polymerase II; DNA-templated transcription.